GUCAGUUUGGAAAAUACCGGAUCCAGAAUGUAAUUACGGAUGAAUGAUACGGAUGAAUUUUAUAUAUGUAGAUUGUAGUUGCAUGCCUUAAUUUUGUGUUCCAUUCACUAUACAUGCAGCAGCCUAAAAUAAAUGAUUGAACAAUCUUAUAAGCGCUGUGCUUUCUAAUGUAUCCUUCACAGACAAAUCACCUGUCGCUGAUAUACCCAGCGAUUUACCACAAUGGAAACAAGAUUUGCUAAGAAAGAAAAGAAAUGAGAAGAUGGAAAAACACAAAGCAGAAAUGGCAAGGUUAUACGAGGAAAGUCAAACACCUGAAUGGAUGAAGCCGUUAAAAAAACUGCACCAGCGACGUAAGUCUGAACAAUCAGAAAAAAUUGAAGCUGAAAGAAGAAAAGCGGAAGAGGAAAGACAACGUUUUGAAGCAAUGCCUGCGUGGAAAAAACAACUCAUUUAUAAAAAGAAAGCAAAGUCUGCAGAAAACCUUUUUUCUGGAUGUGACAGCAAGAAUGUAGAAUAUGAUACAAACUCUGGAGACAGGGUGAAAGAGAAGGCGGAAAGUACUCAAGGAGAAAAUAGUGAAGUCGACGCUGAAAACGUCAAUGGUGUUAACGAUGAAAACGGAAAUGGGAUUUCAGAGAAUGAAAAUUGCGAUGAUGGAAUAACUAAUGGCCAAGUUGAAACUCCAGUAGACGAAAAUGAACAACCUGAAAAUGACGAGUUAAAAGACACAGGAAAUGGUGACGACCAUGUUGAAGUUGAAGAUUUGGACAAAAACUAUAGUGAAGCAGUUGAAGUCGGGUUAGUUGAUGAAGUGAGUGACGAUGGAGAUCAGGAACCUGGCGUCAGUGAAGAGGAAAAUUACUAUGAUGAAUCGGAUGAAGCGAGGGAAAGUGAGGAGAGUCAGAUUCUGAGUGACGAUGAAAAUGAGGUCCAAUGUCUUGAACUGGAUGAAAACGAGACCGUAGAGAAUGAAGAAAAGCAGAUGGACGGAAGUGAACAAGAAAAUGAAGAAAUCAAUGACAAGGACAACAACGAAGAGUAACAACAAUAUGCACAUGUAAAUAGAUGUGAAAGCAUUUUAAGAAAACAGUUCAGCACUGAUUAUAUAGUUAUAUAGAGCACCAAGUUUAACAUUUUUUCAUU
Molecule: messenger RNA, 1146 nt
Organism: Dendronephthya gigantea
Lineage: Eukaryota; Metazoa; Cnidaria; Anthozoa; Malacalcyonacea; Nephtheidae
Product: myb-like protein X
Exons: 2
Coding region: 263-1045 (260 amino acids)
Source: RefSeq, a predicted model, not a curated record